AUGUCCUCGGAAUCCGAGGAGAGCACCUACACGGUGCACGAGGUCCAGCCUGAAGACCUCGAUGCUGCGGCAAAAGUGGUGAAGUGCCAGGAGGGGAAAGAGGCGAACUCGCCGCUGGCGCGGUACUACCGUCUCGGGACGCAGGAGCGGUACGCCUUUGAUGAGCACAUGCGCCAACUACAGCAGCAGGCAGCUGCAGUGGAGCGAGAGCGGCAAUUCCGUGUGUCGCACCCAUUCCAGCCAAAGACCAGUACAUCUUCUGUAGUUGCCAAAGACACAGGAACAGAUGAAGCGCAGGUGGACAACCAAAACCGCGUGGCGCUUCCAGUCGCCUCUGGCGUUGGAUCGUCCUCGUCGCCAUCGAGCACGCGACCAGUCUUUGAUCGUCUCGCUGCGCAGGCAGUGCAGUUGGAGAUGCGGCGACGCCAUCGCGAGGAGCAGCAGCGGCGAGCCGAGGCCGCUGCUCUACGUGGUGCGUUUCAGCCUCAUAUCAACCACACAGCCCCCGUCUACGCGGAGCGCUUGCAACACCUCGGCGCGGUCCCCGUGGAAGAUCGACUUCUCCACUACGGGGAGUUGGUUGCUCGUGAGAGGCAACGUAAGCAGGAACUCCAAGAGCUGGAGAAGACGAUGGCGUGGCAGUCUACACAAGCUUCUCUGAUAGGUGCAGGUACCUGUCAGACACAAGACCCAGAGGAGCGUCGCCGACAGCAGGAAGAGUUCCAGGCGCGCAACGCUCGUUUUCUCGCCGAGCGAUCGAAGCACCGCCAAUGCGCCGAGGCGGCCGCUGCAGAGGCCUUCUCCUUUCAUCCUAAAAUCUCCGCUACAUCCGCCGCGCUUGAUGAGGCGCGUCAGCGCUCGACAAACGACAUUGGCGGUAGGGAGCUAAGUCAGUUACUCAUGCGCUCUGUCGACGGGUCGCCUCUUAACAUCUCCAAGAGCUCCGCCAACGCUACACGCCGCAGCGACGCUCUCUACGCACUGGCGUUGAAUCGGCAGCGCCAGAGGAAGCAAAACCUCGAGCACAACGGCUCGAAUGGCGAAGCGUCUAUUGGCGUUGUGGGUCAGGGACGAAUUGCGGGGGACCCCAGCUCAGUCCAUCAACCACUGACAAACCCCACAUCAGACAAGUGGAUCGCCAAAGGGGCUCACGGGCCAUUCUUCAAGGAGGACUUUGUUCGCCGCCAGGCACUCUACGAGGAAGUAAAGCGCGAGGAGGCAGCACUCCUUGCUACCGCCACACAGGCGCCAGAGCUCGGGAGCGCUGGAUCGGUGGCAAACAAAGUGGAUACGAAGGAGCUGAAUCAACGCCUCUACUACAGCGCGAGAAAGGCAAACGAGGUCGCAGAGCGUCGCAGAAAGGCCUGGGUGAGUGCGCAUGAGUGUCCCUUUCGCCCGCAACUCUCUCCAGGAACGAAGUCCGUACUGCAGCACAUGUCCUCUCGCGACGGCGAUGUAACGAAGCGACUGACGUCACAGCGUGGCAGAUGCCUCACCCGAGGCGUCUGCUCCGCUGUUGACAAGGAGUGGUACGCUUCUACGCCGACUCAGCAGUCUUCCUCACAAAACCGCACUCGAAGCCGCUCCCAACAGCGAAAGACCGAGGCGAAGAGCUUCACUGAGGGGGUGGCGGACUCUGCACGCAAGAAAACAACACGGCCCACGGAGUCAUCUGGGAGAGGGAUACGGGGCGCAAGUACCAACGGCAGCGGCGACGAGCUCUCCGAGCAGCAGCAGCAGCAGCAGCAGCAGAGAAAGCAGACUCGCUUGACUUUGACACGUGACCAGGUGGAGAACUUUUAUCAGCGACAAAUGGCGGACCUGCAGCAGCGGCAGGACUUAAUUCAGGAGCGCAGGGAGGGUGAGGCGGUACAGGAACUCGUGGAGUGCACCUUUCGGCCUCGAACCAACACGGACCGACACGUGGGUGUGGAGAGCGGGGAGGACACUGGGGGGUCUGUGAAUCACGUAACCGGUGUUUCCGAGUUUCUUGAGCGGCAGGCCCUCGCACGAGUCCGUAAGGCCGAGCGCGACGAGCUCUUGCGCACGAUGGGUCUUCCACGGCGCAAGGGUGUCGAGAGCAACGGUGCAUCUCCUGGAACCACAGUUUUGAACCCUUUCAAAUUCCAGACAGAGCUGCGCCGCCAACGGUUAUUGCGCUCGCCUGGACACGCGUCGAGUUUCACGUUUGAUAACACGCAGCACCGUGACGCGGGCUCAUUUCCGGUGGCAGCGUUGACGACAGCGGAGCGCGCGUUGCACGACGCUAUCGAGGAGUCACGUCGCUGCCCGUGGUCAGCCUCGCAGGCGCCACUCUUUCCCCUGCCAGGGUAUGUGCAGAGGAAAGGAAGUCCCGUGCACUUUGACAGCCCCUAUCAUGUUGCGGUGGAGGAGGACGCCGUGCUGCCUACAUCCUAUGUGCCGCCUUCAAUCCUAUCUACCGACAAGGGAGGGCGGAGCGAUGCUGCCGCUGUCGGGGUCAGCUACAAGCGACCGUCGCUUUUCUCCUUGAUCUCACCAAAUACCUUCUCCGGCCGAAACCUAGGCGCUGUUGCGCAUGACUCGAUAAAUGGAAAGGAGACGCGUGCGGGGCGCGACUUUGCAAGUGGCCGACCGUCACCAUCCGCACUGAAAGGGUCCAAACAGCACCUGAGCCUGAGCACAAAGCGCCGUAGACUGAACCGCUCCGUCUCCUUUGUGGAGGAGACCGCCGACGCGUCGCACGCAGGCGCAACGCACGGGAGUGGAAAGUCGUACGCUGAUCCUGUCCACUUGGCAUUCCUCAGUGGACAGCUGUGA
Molecule: messenger RNA, 2799 nt
Organism: Leishmania braziliensis MHOM/BR/75/M2904
Lineage: Eukaryota; Euglenozoa; Kinetoplastea; Trypanosomatida; Trypanosomatidae
Exons: 1
Coding region: 1-2799 (932 amino acids)
Source: RefSeq, a predicted model, not a curated record